Molecule: messenger RNA, 1050 nt
Organism: Emiliania huxleyi CCMP1516
Lineage: Eukaryota; Haptophyta; Isochrysidales; Noelaerhabdaceae
Exons: 6
Coding region: 1-1050 (349 amino acids)
Source: RefSeq, a predicted model, not a curated record
AUGCGCGAUCUCUCCUCGCUCCUCGCGAGCCGCGGCCUCGCUCACCUGCAGCCGACGCUCGACGAGGAGGCGCUGACGCUUCCGCUGCUGCGGAUGAUCUCCGAUCUCUCCUCUGCCCUCGCAGAGCUCGGCAUCUCGGAGGAGGACGCCGCCGCCCUCCAGCACGCGGUGCACGGGCCCGCCGCCGCCGCGUCGGCGUCGACCGGGACAGCGUCCCUCGCUCCGCCAGCCGGCGGCGGCGGCCUUCCGCCAGCCGGCUCGCUCCGGCACCUGCGAGUCGCGGUCGUUGGCCACAGCGGCUACUUUGCGGGCGACUCGUAUGGUGGCGCAACCCGCGCCAGCCUGGCCCUCAUCCGCGAGGCAUUGCGGCUCUGCGGCGGCGGCUCUGUCGACGUGUUGGCGCUCACUCCUAAGCCGCUGCCAGAGGGCCUCGUCUACGCGCUCGGAGUUGCCGCCGGAGCUGCAGGCGGCGGCGGCGGCGGCGGUGGCGGAGAUGGAGGCGGCGGCGGCGGCGGAGGCGGCGGCGGAGGCGGCGGAGGUGGAGGAGGCGGCGGAGGUGGAGGAGGCGGCGGCGCGGCGGCGCGGCGGCCGCUCGUUGCGCGGCACAGGUGGGAAGGCCACGACGUGCUGAUUGGCGCAGAGGCGGCGCUCGUGCAGGCUGCGACGCGGCGCCGCUCGUACGAUGUGGUGCUCUCCCUCUCCCUCGAGGCGCCGCUGCUGCAGCUUGCCGUUUGCUUGCAGUCGGACGCGCUGUACGCGAUGGGCCACGACGACCUGAUCCGAGGCCACAACUACUACCUGCCGCCCUUUGGGCCGCACCCGCCCGCCGACGGGCACGCGGAGCUGCUGCGGCGCGUCGACUGCAUCCUUUCGCCGUGCGAGCACCACUGCGCAUACCUCCGCCGCUGGGGGCCGCAGCAGCCACGCCUCUGCACACGCCCGCUCUGGGCAGCCAAGUACCACUACUUCCUAGACACUUCCGUGGACACCUCCGAGACACUUCCUGGAACUUCCGAGACACUUCCUAGACACUUCCCAGACACUUCCUAG